AUGUUUUCUAAUUCUGGCCCUCCGCAGCCAGAAUGGCGUCUUCCCCCGCGGCCGCCGACAACUGCGACAGGGACGACGACAGCAACAACAGCUACUUCUACGCCAUCAACUUCUCCGGUCCCUCCUCCCCCUCCUCCGGCUCCGUCAGCACCAGUGCUUCCCUCCUAUAAUCCAAAUGUCUUCGGUCCUAUGCCCGGUGCCCCUCCGGUUGCGACGGGGAUCGACACGACCGCGUGGGGAGUGAAAUUCAACCACCAACACCACCAUCAAGCCCAUUCUCCUCCUCCGUUGCCUCCUCGUCCUCCCAUCGCAACAGACCAUGUCCCGGCGCGCAUCCAGUCUCCGCGAGUCAGCUCUCCGGUGUCGAAUAAACCCCUGCCGUCUGUCCCCCCAUAUGGAGGCCAAAUAGCGCCCGGACAAUAUAGCUAUGGCCCCGCGCAAGCUCUCGGUCCUGUUCCCCCGCCACCGCCCCCGGUUCCUCCUGGUUACCAGAGUCAGUUGCAGCAGCAGGCGCAUCCACCUGCACCUGUCGCAUCGGACCAAAGUGGCGUUAUCAACUAUACAACUUCUUCGCCGCUGGAACGUCCUCUGCCUCAACCUACGCUGGCUGUCUCGACGGAUUUUGGGCCGUUUACUAAUACUGGCAAUGGCCCUCCACCAGUACCGCCAAAGACUAGCUCUAAUGUAUUCACCACAAGUUCUUCAAUGGGACCUUUUAGUCCCUCAGACUGGGAACAUCUGGGACCAACUCCAGGAUAUAUUGACGACACAGAAGUCUUCUCGUCUAAGAAGACAACACCUGUACCUCCAGUUGAACCAUCUCAGAGUCAUGCGACAUCUAUGCAUAGCCCCGCGUCAAACCCUUACAUCCCAACUUCUACCCCGCCUCAGAACGCCUCACCUGCGUUCCAGGUCCCGCAUGCCGAUGAUCAGGUCGGAAUGCAGAAGCCAUCUACCGAGUCGCCGGUCAGCACAAGCUCUGCGCAGGAGCCACCACGUCCAUCUGGUCCGUCCCGGGUCAACACCGCAGAAACAACGCAGAGCUCUGCUACUGGGACCACCGAAAAGAUCGAUGGGGUCAUUGAGGCCUGGGCUCGACCGAUAUCUCCGGACGUCAGGAAAUCUGCUGACGGCAGCCGUCAAAGCCCCAUUUCCAGGCCAGCAGAUAAAACCAUACAACGUAAGCCCAGUCCAAUUGAUCCAAUCGACAUCCCGUCAUCAAGGUCGGGAAGCAGAACUCCCGCAGAGGAGGGACAGCAACUGUCUACCCCUGGCGGUUCGAUGGCAAAUGCAGAGGGGGUUGCCUCUCGUCUAACCGUGGUCGAUCCAUAUGAAGACUUGGAUCCUUGGUUCAAAUCUUCUUUGACUCGUUAUGUCGCCAUGUUGCGCAAGGAAGCGGUUGCUGACUCCGACGAAGAGCGGUACAAGAUCUUCACAGCGUUCACAGCUAAGGAGACGAAACUACGGGAGAUUCUCUAUGGUAUUGAGCAGGAACCUAAGAGCACCAGGGCCGAAGACGUAAACUCACGCCAGCCAACCCCAAGCCCGCAGCAAUCAGCGGAGAAGGAAAAGGAGGGUCCGCCGACACCACAGCCCUCGGCACCAGUAGAAUCUGGUCUGAUCCCGGUAGAAUCAGAACAAGAUGUGCUUGAAUCUACUUACACCACUGAAGAUUUUGAGGAUGGAGAAUACAGUCCUGGUGGGCGGCCAAUCAUUCCCAGACUUUACACUCCCAAUAAUCUUGAGAGACCAGCUACACAACCACCCGGCCAUCAGGCUUCGAAGCUCACAGAUACGGGAAGUCAAUAUGGCGUCCAAGAUCAGUUCUCGCGGUCAUCUUCGGUACCACCUUCGAUGAACAGCGGAAUACAUACGCAGACGUUUGCGCCUCUGACGACAAACCCUCCACAGCCAAUAUACACGCCAUUCCGCUACAUCGAAGGACCUCAACGAGGCUCAGACAAUCUUGCCCUUGAUAAACCGGCCUACCAGGCAUACUCUGAUCUGCGACAAGCCUCUGCUGAGAGCGGACGUGUGAUGGCAAAUGCGCCGGAUUCCGACACGAAAACAGGUGUUAACACUAGAGUUUCCUCCCCAGCUCAAAACGAGCAUAGUGAAACAUUUAUCGGGCUUAUUCGCGAGAAAAGCGUCACAUACAAGAAGAGAAGACCUCGCAGAGCUUCAUCACCUCCUCCAUUGCCGCCGUCUCUCCGGCAAGGUAGACCCGACCCUGUUAAUGACCUGCGAUCUAUGGUCUCAUCCCCGCUAGCCAAGCAAUCAGAGAGCUCGUGGCAUGUUACUACCAGGAAAAGUCUGGAGCAGUACUCCGAUGACUUUACUUAUAUACAAGAAGCGUUUAGUACGUGGGAGACAACUGCUAAGAUUCGACGGCAGAACCUUGAUAAGGAGCGUAUGCAGCGUCAAGAGGAAUCUGAAGCACACGUCGACUCUCUUUUCAAUGGCAAGGAGAUUGGAUAUGCCGAUAUCAACGUUCUCGAGGAAGAGUUCAGGCAAGCAGAAGCUCGAGUGCAGCUUGAUGAAGAAAGACAAGAACUCGACGAUUUCAUUAGAAUUGUUUUCAACCCAGUGGACGAACGUCUGGGUCGGGAGAUUGCUGCCCUUCUGAAUCACUAUGAGUCUGCACUCAGCCAACUCAGUCACGAAAACAGCAAGAUCAAGGAUUCGACUGACAGACACAAUCUGUCACAUACAAUGAAUAUAGUGAACGACAUCUACCGGAAUCUCGAAAUGCGCUACCAGAAACGCCUCAACAUUGCUUUUGACCGAGAGCGGCGCCGAAAGAAGGCCGAACGGAGACCGCUCGUCUUCAUGGGUGAUUCCGGGGCCCUCAGGAAGCUGGACAACGAGUUUGACCAGAUGGAGAAGCGAAACAUUUUUGAGGCGGCCAAGGAUCGUGAUGAGAGAGCCAACCGACUCAUGGAUGCUUUCGACGAUGCUAUUAUGCAUGGUCUAGGCGAAAACCAAAGUCUCCUCGAUGAUGUGGCGGCGAAAGUGAAGAAGGUUGACGCUUCGCAUCUUCAGUCAACUAGCUUGCCAGAGUCGGAAGUGGAGCAGAUUCUGAAGUCCGUCGCGACUAUGGUGGACUCACUCCGACGAGACUCUGAAUCCAUUUUGCAUAACUUUGGCAUCGCCGAUGCCACCCUCAACAACGCUGACUACCGCCUGUCCGUGGCCGAGGCUCGUUACACCAACGCGGACCAUGAUGUUUUCCGCCGUCUCAAUGCCGAGAAACAGAAAGAAGAUGCGAAGAUCCAGAAAGACCUCGAGUCGAAGCUGGAGAGUGUCCGUGAUGGGCCUGCUGAGAUCACUCAUAAGAUCAGCGAGCUACUUAAGGCUUUAGGGAAAGACCCGGUAGCCGAGCCAGAAGCGUCAUCUGAUGUCACAGCAUCUACCAGCCAUCCUGUUGAUAGUUUGAUGCCAGGUCCCCGUCCUGCUACUGCUGGUCUACCAUCCAAUGAAGACUCGGAACAUCAGCGGCGGAUUCGGAGGGCUCUGGAAGCAGCGAAAAAGAGGAAUGCUGCCAAAGCGCACGGUACUAUGGCAUUGCAGUAA
Messenger RNA from Aspergillus chevalieri, 3573 nucleotides. RefSeq lists its product as uncharacterized. The coding region runs from base 1 to 3573 and encodes 1190 amino acids. NCBI's taxonomy places the organism in Eukaryota, Fungi, Ascomycota, Eurotiomycetes, Eurotiales, Aspergillaceae. The record is from RefSeq and is a predicted model, not a curated record. The transcript has 2 exons.